Messenger RNA from Ustilago hordei, 411 nucleotides. RefSeq lists its product as uncharacterized. NCBI's taxonomy places the organism in Eukaryota, Fungi, Basidiomycota, Ustilaginomycetes, Ustilaginales, Ustilaginaceae. Bases 1 to 411 code for a protein of 136 amino acids. The transcript has a single exon. Gene Ontology annotation, molecular function: nucleic acid binding. The record is from RefSeq and is a predicted model, not a curated record.
AUGCUUGCUUUCAGAUUUUUUCUGUGCAUGACCUUCUGCGCAGACCCUGUGACAGUAUGUAGCAAAGCCACGGCGAGAACGACUCCACACCCUCGCAAACUUGGGUACCCACUGGAGCUAGUUUCCAUGGAUGUCAUGGGUCCAUUGCAUAAGAGUCCCCAGUACUCAUACAUUCUGGUGAUACAUGAUGCAUACUCAGGCAUGAUAUGGAUUUGGGGCCUAACUAGCAAGGCCCAAGCGACUACAGAGGCAUUAUGGUGGAUAUUGGAGGUGCACCAAGCCACCCAACAUCAAGCCAGCAAGGUAAUGCUGGCUCAAAGUAUCAAGGAGAUUAGAGUCGACCAAGGGGAACUCUGGACAACUGUCAUGGGACCGGAUGCGCAGAAAGCAGGAAGGACCGAAGUCAUAUGA